Schistocerca piceifrons (Central American locust) is the source of this 390-nucleotide messenger RNA. RefSeq names its product vasopressin V2 receptor-like. Gene Ontology annotation, cellular component: membrane. The coding region runs from base 1 to 390 and encodes 129 amino acids. Gene Ontology annotation, biological process: G protein-coupled receptor signaling pathway. Lineage: Eukaryota; Metazoa; Arthropoda; Insecta; Orthoptera; Acrididae. The record is from RefSeq and is a predicted model, not a curated record. Gene Ontology annotation, molecular function: peptide binding; G protein-coupled receptor activity. The transcript has 2 exons.
AUGACCAUCACCAUAGUGGCCGCCUUCAUCUGGUGCUGGACGCCCUACGUCGUCAUGACGCUCUGGUACAUGUUCGACCGGGAGUCGGCGAAGAAGGUGGACCAGCGGCUGCAGGACGCGCUCUUCAUCAUGGCGGUGUCCAACUCGUGCGUGAACCCGCUGGUGUACGGCUCGUACGCGAUGCGCUCCUGCCCGCUGCUGCACCGCCGCCGCGACCGCGAGCGCGCCGCCGUGGCGCAGCCGCUGCUGAUGGCGACGCGCCCGCCCCCGCGCCGCCGCCACGUGGGGGCGCUGCCGCCCACCGCCAUCAGCUGGCGCGCCACCGCCGACGCCGCCUCCAGGACGUCCUCGUCCGCGUCCAGCUCGCACCACCGGCCCGCCACGCGCUGA